UCAAAAUAAUAAAAUCAUAAAAUGAACUGCAGCCCUCUCUAUCCCUGAAGAAAACCCGACGAACGGGGAAGCAUGGCCGCCGACCGAGACCGAGAGAAUGAAGCUAAACUACAGCUCUUCCUUCAAUGGCUGCAGGUUAAUGGUGUCGAACUCCGGUGUUGCACCAUCAAGAGCUGCGGCCCUGAAAAAGGAUUCGGAGUCUUCACCUCCUGCUCCCCCUCCGAAGAUGGAGUUGCCAUGGUUGUUCCUCUCGAUCUCUCCAUCACUCCUAUGCGCGUCCUCCAAGAUCCUUCCGUCGGCCCUAGAUGCAGGGCGAUGCUUGAGGAGGGCGACGUGGAUGACCGGUUCCUUAUGAUUCUCUUCCUUACGGUCGAGCGCUUACGGCCGAACUCUCUGUGGAAGCCGUAUUUUGAUAUGCUUCCGACUACUUUCGGGAGUCCACUCUGGUUUACAGAGGAUGAACUUGCCGAAUUAAAGGGGACGACAUUACACAAAGCAAGUGUUUUGCAGAGGAAGAAUCUUCAAGCUCUGUAUGAUGAUAAAGUAAAAGUCUUGGUGGAUGAGCUUUUAUGUGGUGAUGAGAGGUUUGAGAAGGAGGUGCAGUUUGAGGAUUUCCUUUGGGCAUUUUCUAUGUUCUGGACUCGAGCUCUGAAUAUUCCAUUUCCUCGAUCUUAUGUAUUCCCUGAACCAGCAGGAGAUCAAAGCAACAAUCGUGUUUUGCAUACUAGCUAUUGUGUUGCUCCCGAGACUGAUAUGGCCGGUGAAGCAUCUGCUGAUACCAAUGGUGAAAGAUACAGGGACAGUGGUAUUUUGUUUGACAAGGAAAAUAGUACUGAAACUUCCACUUCAAAAGCUGGAGAGACUGUAUGGGUUGAGGGUCUAGUUCCUGGUAUUGACUUCUGCAAUCAUGGUUUGAAGCCAGCAGCAACUUGGGAGGUUGAUCAGAUUGGAUCCAUGACUGGAAUUCCUUAUUCAAUGUAUCUCCAGCUUGCUGUUCCAGGCAGUAUGGAAAUUGAUAAGGAGGUCUCUAUUAGUUAUGGAAAUAAGGGAAAUGAGGAGCUUUUAUACCUUUAUGGUUUUAUCAUUGACGUUAAUCCAAGCGACUAUCUUAUGGUUCACUGUCCUUUAGAGCUCCUUCAGAACGCACCAUUGUCUGAAAACAAGGAAAAACUCUUAGAAUUACAGGCCUAUAUGAAUAGAGGCUGUAAUAAGAAUGAGGCCAGCCAGCGUAGCAGUUUUAGCUGGAGUGGUCAGCGCAAGUUUCCUUCAUAUCUGCAUAAGUUGGUUUUCCCUCAAGAAUUCAUGGCAGCUUUACGAACAAUAACAAUGAAAGAGAAAGAGAUUAAAAAGGCUACUUCUCUGCUAGAAGAGCUUGUUGGAUCAAUAGAUGAGGGGCAGGCAUCAGAAGCAGAUGUGAGAGCAGCUGUUUGGGAAUCUUGUGGAGAUUAUGCAGCUCUAGAGCUACUAGUGGAUCUUCUUCGCGCCAAGAUGACGGAACUUGAAGAGAGUUCAGGAACUUUAGAGAGUGAUUCCAAGCUUCUAGAGGAUUUCUACAAUUUGGAGCUCGAAGAAUACAUGAGGCUGAAUGAUGACAUCUCAACAUUCAUGGAGACUUCCGACAUCUCAACGUUCAUGGAGAAAUCAACUUCCGACAUCUGA
Molecule: messenger RNA, 1659 nt
Organism: Phalaenopsis equestris
Lineage: Eukaryota; Viridiplantae; Streptophyta; Magnoliopsida; Asparagales; Orchidaceae
Exons: 16
Coding region: 73-1659 (528 amino acids)
Biological process (GO): peptidyl-lysine monomethylation
Molecular function (GO): protein-lysine N-methyltransferase activity
Source: RefSeq, a predicted model, not a curated record